CGCUUGGGCAGGAAGUUCCCGUUCUCGGGCGGGCCCAGCAGCUGCGCUGCAAUGCGAGGCGGGAGGGCGGGCGGAGGCGGCGGCGGCGGGGCCGAGGAGGAGGCGGCCCCUGAUCCGUUGCAGCCCGGCCCCGGGGAGGGAUUUAGCCGGAGCCUUGGCUGCUGCCCUGGCUGCUGCUCCGGAGCCAAGCUGCUCCCCUUCCCGGCCGCCCCGAUCUCCGGCUGCUCUCCAAGCGAGCGCCCCGAAAGCGCCGCCAAGGGCGCACGGACCUCUCCAAGGAGCCGGCGGUUGUUGCGCGCUAGGGCGCACCGUCGGGGCGCCUCUUCCCGCGGCUCGCUGGCGGCUGCGAGAGACGCAUGGCGCUGCUUUGGGGGGUCGGCGUACUUCUGGCUUCCUGCGCUCCCUUCGGGGUUGGCGGCUUUCUCCCCGGAGCGACGCCGGAGCGGCGCGAAGGCACUUCGAGAGCACGGAAGGACGAUGUUGGGACCCAGCGGCCAUGGGAUGACAGGACCUGUUCGUGGCCCAUCUCGCCAAUGAUCCUGCGAGGCGGGCAGCCCGUCAGCCUGAAGGAGACGGCGUUGGGGUCUCAGGGCUUCCCGGCUCGGCUGAGGGUUGCACUGGAGGUCGAGGGAGAUCGCCUUCUCCUGGACUUGGUACAGAAUCGGGAGCUGCUGGCAGGCACCCAAGGACUCGUCUAUUACCUUUCCAACGGGGAGAGGGCGACGCAUCCGACAAGCACAGAGGGCAAUUGCUGCUAUCGAGGCAAGAUCCAGGGCUACCGAGACUCCUGGGCCAAUGUCUGCGUUUGCUCUGGACUAAGUGGUCUCCUGGUUGUGUCCAGCGACAGGAGCUACAGCCUGGAGUCCAGAGCAGAAGAGGAUCAGGGUACGAGGGCCUACAGACUUGAGUCGGUCAGGCAAGAGACGGGGGAAUGCGUGCUGGUCUCUCUGUCCCGGGGACAGUUCCACCCGAGGCCACAGCCCGAGCGCAGCUGGCUACAAAGGGCGAAGCGCGAGGUGGAGCCUGAACGUGGAUUCGUGGAGCUAGUGAUGGUGGCCGACCAGGCAGAGUUCGAGCUGAACCCCGACCUUAACUGGACGCAAACACGGAUGCUGGAGAUCGCCAGCCACAUGGACGGGUUUUACCGGACGGUGGGUCUGCGGGUGGCUCUCGUCGGCCUCGAAGUCUGGAACAAGGGGAACCGCGUUUCUGUGGACGGUUCCCCACGGGCAGUUCUGGAGCGGCUCCUGCGGUGGAGGCAGGAGGAGCUGCUUCCUCGGAUCCCACACGACAGCGUCCAGCUUAUCAUGGGAUCUCCAUUCACCGGGGGCUCAAUAGGAACGGCCACGCAGGGUUCGAUUUGCUCCCAUCGCUCUGGCGGGGUCAGCAUGGACCACUCGGUCAGCCCCUUGAUGAUUGCCUCAACUCUUUCGCACCAGCUAGGCCACAACCUGGGCCUUGACCACGAUGGCGCUGGCUGCAGCUGUGACGGCUCUGGCCCUAACUUUCCCCCUGGUCGCAGCUGCAUCAUGGAGCCACUGACGGGCAUCAUGCCCGGUUUAACCUUCAGCAGCUGCAGCCACCGGAAGCUCCAGCAGAUCCUGCAGAGCGACCGGGUGUGGUGCCUCCUGGACGUGCCGGAUCCAGGGCGCCUGGUGGAUUCUCGCUGUGGGAACUUCCUUGUGGAGGACAAGGAGGAGUGCGAUUGCGGCCUCCUGGUGGAGUGUACAGACCCAUGUUGCAAUGCGAGCUCAUGCAAGCUGAUGCCCGGAGCCCAGUGCGCCACAGGGGGAGCCUGUUGCCACGAGUGCAAGCUCCGCAGUGCAGGAUUUCUCUGCCGGGAAGCCCAGAAUGAAUGCGACCUCCCUGAAUACUGUGACGGUACCUCCCCGCGUUGCCGGGCCAAUGUCCACAAGCAAGAUGGGACGCCGUGUGGGGACGAGAAGGCCGUCUGCUAUGGCGGGGUUUGCCCCAAUUACUUGAGUCAGUGCCAAGAACUUUGGGGCCCAGGUUCGGUCCCUGUCUCGGACGCCUGUGUGGCCUCUUUGAAUGGCAGAGGUGACCUAGAAGGGAACUGUGGUCAGCAAGCCGAUGGUUCCUAUUUGCCGUGUUCAGAGAAGGACGCCUUGUGUGGGCGGCUGCAGUGCCAACCCAGCAGUACCAAUGCUAGAAAACAGAACAGAACGACCAGGGCUCCCGAAUGCCCACAUCACACCCCGACUCCUGUUGAUGACAUCCUGGAUCUGGCCAUGGUGUUGCCCGGCACAGGUUGUGGGGCUGGCAAGGUGUGUGUUGACCAACGGUGUCGAGAGCUCUCCUCGCUCAAGCUGCCAGCAUGCCAGUGCAACAGCCAUGGGGUAUGUAACAGCAAAGGACACUGCCAUUGUCAGUCUGGCUGGGCUCCUCCGAACUGCCUGAGCAGUGGGUCGGGGGGCAGCAUAGACAGCGGAUCAGCUGCUAUGGAGUCAAGGGGCAGCGUCACCUCGACCGCCUUAGUGCUGACGGCACUCUUGCUCGUCUUGGUCCUCUGCCUCGGGAUCUGCUGCACCAAGCGGGUCCACAAGCGCCUCUGGCAGAUCGGCAAGGGCACCAGCUGUCAGUACAGCACUGAGGCAGAGUCCCGGGUGCGAUUCAUCCGCCCAGCUGAACAAAGAGGGAUCACGCACCCUGAGCCUCGGACUUACAGCCAAGCCCCCCCAGGGCGCCCCCGCCCCCCACAGUUCAGGCAGAACACUGAGCUCCAGCUCAUGCCGACUUCUAAGCCUGCUGCCCCCGAUGCCUCUCGACCUGACCCACCAUCCAAGCCUCUUCCGCCUGACCCGAUCCCAAAGGGUCAACAGCAUGUCUUGUCUGUUGCUGUACCUCCUCUUUCUGCCCAGGCCUCGGUCCAGGACAGGCCAGCGCCCCCAACGCGCCCAUUGCCUGCUGACCCCAUUCCUAAAGAUGCUCAGCCCCCUGCCAAGCCUCCGCCACCCCAGAAACCGCUCCCUUCGGAUCCCCCCCGGGCCGAACUCUGCGCUGUUCCCAACUAUGACCCUCGGGUCCAGAUGCUGCCAUCGAGGCCAGCUCCUCCUCCUCCUCCUCCCGUGGUGUCCGGCCCGUCAUUACACAUCCACAAUAUCUAACCCGGGCCAGGCCCGGUCCACGGACUCUUCUUGCGGCGCCCCUCUCUGGCCGAAACUGGCGAAGAGGACGACAACCCCAGCCCCUUCCUGGCACUCGCUUCGCUGGCUGCUUCGGAUUUACAGGAGGGCGGCUUUGCACCCUUGCGAAGGCAGGGCUGUGUUUCGUUUUGUUUCCCCCCCUUUGCCCAGAAGUCGCACUCCUAGCUUGGCUGGAAACCUCCGCCAUUUUGGCGCCAUUUUGGCUCCAAAGUCCCUGCUUUUGGUUUCGGAACCUGGACACAAGGAACUGUGGGGGGAAAGGGAACAAGUCUUUGCACUGGUGAAAAAGGAGGGCGAAGGUGUGUGUAUGUGUGUGUGAGAGAGAACAUGUGUGUGUGUGUGUGUGUGUGUUUAUGAGGGAUGUCAUUCCCUAAGGGAAUCCUCCCCUCAGGAAUCUUGCCUGGAAAUUGCCCCUUUCUUUUCUUCGUAAUAAAAACGGACUGGUUCCACUUA
Molecule: messenger RNA, 3617 nt
Organism: Podarcis raffonei (Aeolian wall lizard)
Lineage: Eukaryota; Metazoa; Chordata; Lepidosauria; Squamata; Lacertidae
Gene: ADAM15
Product: ADAM metallopeptidase domain 15
Exons: 25
Coding region: 357-3125 (922 amino acids)
Biological process (GO): proteolysis; innate immune response; integrin-mediated signaling pathway
Molecular function (GO): integrin binding; metalloendopeptidase activity
Source: RefSeq, a predicted model, not a curated record